AUGAUGUGGCUUAUCUUGUUGGUGGCGGUACUCAUUUUGACGCUUGUGUACUGUCGCUACAAGGCAUCCACGUACGACACGUUCAAGAAGAUGAACAUAGACUCGCCUCCAACCUCCUUGUUCCUAGGCAACUUUGGCCAGGCUAUGAAGCAAGGCCUGUUCCGAAUGCAGCUAGAAUUAUAUCACCAGUACAAAGACAAGAAGGUAUACGGAGUCUUUGACACAAACAGCCCUAUCCUAAUGGUCAAAGACCUGGACAUGAUUAAAGACAUCAUGGUGAAAUCUUUCAACAACUUCGUCAACCGUCGAGUCUUACUUGACGUCGACUCCCCAGUCAAAGACAACUUACUGACGCUGAAAGGCGAUCACUGGAAGCACGUUAGAAGCACCGUCAGUCCCACCUUUAGCUCGGGUCGCAUCAAAAGAAUGUCCCAACACAUAGAAAGAAAUUCAUGUCGUUUGGUCAACGUCUUACGCGGAAAACAGGAAAGAAAUGAAGACGUGGAACUCAAAAACAUGUUUUACAACUUUACACUGGACGUGAUUGCUAGUACUGGAUUUGGCUUGGACGUUAACACAAUAGAAAACCCGGACAACCCGUUCGCAACCCACGCUAAAAAGUGUGUCACGCCUUCAACUCUGGUUUUGCUGCUGGCUUUUCUCGCUCCAAGGUUGCUGAAGCUGCUGUUGAAGACUGGAGUGUCUGUUUUUUCCUCAGAGUCGUUGACAUAUUUGAUUAAAGUAGUUGACUCGGCCAUGGAGAGUAGAAAAGAAGAGGGACAAGCGGGAAAAGUCAAUGAUUUUAUGGAUCUUCUUAUAAACGCAGAAAAAGAACCAGAAGACGCUGGGAAAGAGCAGUUGACGAAAUCUGAGAUUCAUGGACAAGUACUGAUCUUCAUCUUCGCUGGUUACGAAACAGUUGCCACGGCUCUUUCUUUCACGCUAUUCCUUCUGGCCACACAUCCCGAGUGCUGUAGGAACGUGCAGCAGGAGAUUGACGAGAAACUUGGCAACCAAUCCCCCAGCUACGACAACGUCCAAGACCUCACUUACAUGGACAUGUGUAUCAACGAGUCUAUGAGAAUGUUUCCUCCAGGAUUCCUCAUUGACAGAGUCUGCACUGAAGACACAGUCAUCCAGGGAAUUCCCAUCCCUAAAGAUAUGGUUAUCACAUUCCCUAUCUACGCCAUCCAUCAUGAUCCAGAUAUUUGGCCUGAGCCAGAAAAUUUUCAGCCUGAAAGAUUCAGCUCGGAGAAUAAAGAAUCUCGCCAUCCCUUCGCCUUUCUGCCCUUCGGAAACGGUCCCAGAAACUGUAUUGGCAUGAGAUUAGCUUUACUAGAGCUCAAAGUCACAAUUGCUCACAUCCUUAAAGCUUUCACCCCAAUCCCUUGUGAGAAAACGGUUUACCCGGUGAAACUUAACAAAUAUCAGCUGAAAGCUGACGAUGAUUUGUGGGUUAAAUUUGAAGCUAGACAAUAG
Molecule: messenger RNA, 1479 nt
Organism: Candidula unifasciata
Lineage: Eukaryota; Metazoa; Mollusca; Gastropoda; Stylommatophora; Geomitridae
Source: the annotation of a GenBank genome assembly